CAGCGGAAUACUGACAAAGUCGUCAACUCUCAAACUCAUUUCAUUGUUAGAGAGACAAUCUUAGCCUUAGAAAAAAAAUAAAAAAUACAGAGUUUCUCCAGUUCCUGUUGGUUCACACGAAAUUCUAACCAGGAUUGUCUCGAACAUAACUAAGAUUGUCUUGAAUACUUUGAGAUAAGAUUGUCUUGAAGAAGAUAGUCUUGUUAGAACUAGAAAAGAAACCGUUGAUUCCAUUUCCUCAGCUGCAGCUGUGUUGGGGGCACUUCUAGGUAGGUGUUAGUUUCCGCGAAUCACCCUUUUCUCAAAUUUUCUAUAACCCCCAUUUCCGAGGACGAACAAUACAGAGACAGAACUCUGAGGUCAAAAUCUGAUUAGGGUUUUGCCUCGUUUGCGACAAUGGAUUACGCUCGAGACGGGAACGUGGUUCAAAUAAUCACUGGCGGUGGUGGAGGAGGAGAGAGCUGGUCCGGCGAUCAAGCCGAUUGGGCAACGGAGGAUGAGUACCGGUAUUGGAACAGCAACAACAACAAUAACGGAGACGCGGAAUCGACGCCGUCGAACUCGAAUUACGAGUCGCGGUCGGAGCCGCCUAGCAAAAAGUCCCGGAAUUCGCAGGAUGGGAGCUCAAACCGGUCAAAGGCUAUAGGGAAAAUGUUCUUCAAGACGAAACUGUGCUGCAAGUUCAGGGCAGGGACCUGCCCUUACAUCACCAACUGCAAUUUUGCCCAUAGCAUUGAGGAGCUACGCCGCCCGCCACCAAAUUGGCAGGAGAUUGUGGCAGCACACGAGGAGGAGAAGGCAGUGAUGGCAGAGCCAAGGGAGGAGUUUCAGAUUCCCACUGUGGGGUCUUCCACCUUUGCAGGUGAUACGAUGCAGAGGUCCUACAAGGGAAGGCAUUGUAAGAAGUUUUAUACUGAGGAAGGGUGUCCCUAUGGGGAUAGUUGCACCUUCCUUCAUGAUGAACAAUCAAAGAACCGAGAGAGUGUUGCUAUAAGUUUAGGCCCAGGGGGUUAUGCUGGCGGUGGUGGUGGAAGCAGUGGCGGUGGUAGUGGCGGGGGAGGUGUAAGUGGAAAUGGUGGUGGUGGUAGUAGUGGUGCUAACGCCGCUGGGAAUGGGGCUAAUUCGAAGCCCUCUAAUUGGAAAACCAGGAUUUGCAAUAAAUGGGAGAUGACAGGGUAUUGCCCCUUUGGCAACAAAUGCCAUUUUGCUCAUGGUGCCACAGCAUGUUUGCAUGUCAGAAAAUCACGCUUGUGCACAGGGAAAUGCAUGGUUCCUUUUACUUCUACACAAUGAAAGGCAUAACAAACUCAACCUACAGCAAGAGAGAACUUUUGGGUUUUGAAGUGUGGAAAUUUGGCCCUCUCUUUUUCCGAAAUAUCUAUCAUUAACUAUGUGUUCCCUUAUUUGAGAUUAUUGAUACUUUUUCUGUGCCUUGAAUGCUUCAAUAUCUAAGGUUUCUUUUUACUAAAAUAAAUGAGAGAUCAGAAAGGCAUAGGUUCUUAAGUAGCAGGUUGUAGAUGGAAUUGAAGCAAAAAAAUGUAAGAUGCAACUUUUGUAACUGCUGUGUACGCAGUGGAAGCACACCAAGAGAAAUGAAACUUUGUUAAACUAUACUUGUCCGUUGACAUACUUACAAAUGUAGCCAAACACAAAUGUGAAGAAGCAAAUUUAGGUAACCAAUCAAAUGGUGGGUUCUCUCCAACUAAAUAGUACUAUUCUUGAGAUACUGCUAUGCUAGGGCUUGAGAAACCAGAAAUGCAACGAAUGAUUUAUAUUUCGCAACCUAGAUUCCACCUGCAUAAGCAGAUUUAGGGCCAUACAUAUUGUAUUGAAAUACAUUUUAGCUUCCAUGUUAAUAAAUUUUGAUUGUGUUGCUUUCUGAUUUUAUACAAUUUAAAUGAUAUGACAUAAAAAAUUGGAAGCAUUUGUGAAGGUUAUAAUUAGAGAAAUUCUAUUCUUCUCUCUGAAAUUUAAGGGCUUUGGUAAUGUUGUCGAGAAACUGUCACUCCCUCUUUCUCUGGUUUGCCGAAAUCCAUUCAACUGAUGGACAUGGACAAUUGUACCAAAGUCCUAAUUUAUUUGGGUAUCAUAGAAUAUGUCAUCCAAUUAACGUAAUAAUUUAGUAUAUACCACCUCUGGUUCUAUGUAUAAAAAAAAAAAAAA
Messenger RNA from Vigna radiata var. radiata (mung bean), 2163 nucleotides. RefSeq names its product zinc finger CCCH domain-containing protein 12. The transcript is spliced from 3 exons. Bases 397 to 1293 code for a protein of 298 amino acids. The record is from RefSeq and is a predicted model, not a curated record. Gene Ontology annotation, molecular function: mRNA binding; metal ion binding. Lineage: Eukaryota; Viridiplantae; Streptophyta; Magnoliopsida; Fabales; Fabaceae.